AUGGAUGACCGAAACAGACUAUGGAUCGAUGGUUGCUUUGACUUCACACACUACGGACAUGCUGGUGCUAUAUUACAGGCACGCAGGUUGAUUCCCAAGGGCACAAAAGAGGGGGCAUUGCUGUGCGGAGUUCAUAACGAUGCUGAGAUACACUUUAACAAAGGCGGACGACCUGUGAUGACCGAAUGCGAGAGAUACGAACACACGCGUAGUAACAAAUGGUGUACCGAAAUGAUCGAAGAUGCUCCAUAUGUUACACAGCCUGAUGUUUUGGAUGCUCACCACUGUAGGUAUGUGGUGCACGGCGACGACAUAACUACAGAUGCCAACGGCAAUGACUGCUACCAGCAAAUGAAGGACAUGGGCCGAUUCUUGGUUGUCAAAAGGACCGAAGGCGUCAGUACAACCGAUAUUAUCCAUCGAAUUUUGACAAAUACAAAAACUACAGAGAGUCUCAAGGUGGGAAGACGCGAAAUUGAAGCACUCAACAAGUUUGCCACUGGCCCCGAUGGUCACUCGCCGUGGUGUUAUGUCUUUGAGGGAAAAAUUGCGAGUGGGGCGGCGAUUGUUCACGGCGCAUUCGAGCUGAGCCCUCAGGACAUGGUUUAUAUCGAAGGCGACUUCGACCUUUUUCACAUUGGCCACAUAGAGCAGCUGGCAAAGUUGAGACAGGCGAAUGGACCAGGCACACGCUUAGUGGUUGGCAUUAAAACUACUGCAGGCUGUUUAAUGACGCCUUUGGAGCGUGUGCUAAGCGUUUUGAGCUGCAGGCAUGUGGAUGCAAUAGUGAUAGAACCCACGGUCAAGCCAGAUGUUCGGCAGUCGUGGAAGCUGGACGACCCGGCCCUUAAAAACGGAAAGUUUGCAUAUUUGGAUACUUCAGUGAUCGUCAACAGAAUUCUUGCGGAGCGUGCGCACUAUGUCGCGCGGAACAUUAAGAAGGGUAUGUCUGGGUACAAUUAA
Lachancea dasiensis is the source of this 963-nucleotide messenger RNA. The record is from the annotation of a GenBank genome assembly. NCBI's taxonomy places the organism in Eukaryota, Fungi, Ascomycota, Saccharomycetes, Saccharomycetales, Saccharomycetaceae.